Messenger RNA from Coccinella septempunctata (seven-spotted ladybird), 2027 nucleotides. RefSeq names its product kinetochore protein NDC80 homolog. Gene Ontology annotation, cellular component: Ndc80 complex. The transcript has 14 exons. Gene Ontology annotation, biological process: attachment of mitotic spindle microtubules to kinetochore. The coding region runs from base 123 to 1976 and encodes 617 amino acids. The record is from RefSeq and is a predicted model, not a curated record. Lineage: Eukaryota; Metazoa; Arthropoda; Insecta; Coleoptera; Coccinellidae.
UGGGAAACAUAACCGUUAUUUUAAGCUGUUUCCGUUUUUUUCAAUUUCAAUUCAAAAAAUACAAUUUACAAGAAGUUAUUUGUGUUUCUUAUUAAAAAACAAAGGGUAAAUAUAAAGUCGCAAUGAGGAGAUCAAGGAGUUCGUCAAAUAUUCCACUUUCUACGUUCAAAAGGAAUAUUUCAAAUGAAAAUCUUGGAAGUUCUCAACAAAGCUCUAGAACUUCACAAGGUUUGAGGAGAUCUAACAGUUCCAUCAAUCUUUUUUCCGCUCAAAAAUUGUUGGUUCCUUCGACCAGUUACAGAACUGAAGUUACGUCAAAUGAUGCUUUAACAUCGACUUCUAAUAGAAGAAUCACUGCAACUCCUUUGAGAUCUGUAGGAAGUGGAAGUGUGUGUCGUAGGAUCAAUGCAACUCCUCGUUCACAAAGUAAAACUGCUCCGUCUCCAUGUGUGCUACUCACAACCAGUAAAAUAAAUGAUAAAAAGUUCAGUUCUGAUCAAUUUAAGAAGAUUUGUGCAUUUGUUGGAGAACGAUCAGAAGACUUUGAUCCAAAAUCCUUGAAGCCAUUAACUCUAUCAUCCUUCGUACAAACAAUAUCUAUGCUGUUUAGAGAAUUGGAUCCAAGAAUAAAUAUUAAUAUGGCAAAUUAUAAAGAAGUUGUUUUCAAAUAUUUGAAGCUCUAUAAAUAUCCAGGUCCAGUUUCAAUGUCAUUACUUAAAUCAGUCAAUACUAAUCUUUCUUGGACACAGGUCAUGUCUAUUUUUGGUUGGCUUGUUGAUUUGAUACAUGAAACCUCAAAACCAGUGGGUAUGUUGGAACAGUAUAUAUUAGGUAGAGCUCAAACUGCUUUUCGACCAGGAUCUGAGACCAAAGGAUUACACAUUGAAUACAUUGAGGAAAUCUUGAAUUUCGAUAGAACAGAAGGUGAAAUAUUAGAAAACGAAUGCGAAAUUUUGAGACAAGAAGCGGAGGCUAAAGUAGUUCUCAUAAAUGAAAAAAAGACAAAAAAUGACAUGUUAUGUGAAACUCUUCAACAAAUGGAAAUCGAUAUAAAAGAAUUCAAAGAAGAUAACCUUGAAGAUAAAAUUAAGAAUGAAAUCUCCGAGUUACAAUCAGAAUUCAAAAUUAGAGUUAUGAAAAUUGAAGAGAUGAAGGAGAUUAUUUCGUCACAGCAAAAAAUAAUUGCUAACCAAAAGUACUCGUUGAAAGAUAAACAGGAACUCCUGAAAAAAAUUGAAGAGAAGAAAUACUCUUUGUCGUUGAAAAAGGAAGAGUUGGAAAAUAUAUAUAAGUUGAAGGAUGAUUACGAUUACCAACAAACCAACUAUAGGAGAAAGAUCGAAACUGAAAUCCACAAAAUAAACGGCAGGCUUUUACAACUCCCUCUGGGAAAUUUUGUGGAUGACGCCAAAAAAAUUCGUUUACCAGAUCGUGGAAUGCACAAACCGAAAUUCAUAGAGGAGAUAGAAGAAAAGAAGCAAUUAUUAGAGAAUAUUUCUGAGAAGAUCAGUAGUGAGUUUCAAGAAACACAAGUAGUUUUAUCCCGGAAAACUAAUUCAUUGAACAAAUUAUGUUCAGAGGUCAAUAAACAGAACAAAGAGAACGAUUUGUUGAAGAAAGAAAUAGAGCAGAUAAGUGUAGAAAAAAGUAGAGUAUUAUUUGAAUUUGAUGUUCAACAAAAACAACAUGAAAAUAAAACAAUACAGUUGAUACAAAAUGCGCCCGAUAUUGAGUCUAUCAAAAAUAAAAAAGAAGAAUUACAGAAAGAGGUUUUAGUUUUGAGAGAAAAAUUAACCCAAAUCGGUGACGAGUGUAUGGAGAUAUGCAAAAAAAUACACGAAGAAACAAGGGAAAAGGCAAUUCAAAUGAGGGCUAUUAUGGCUGAUCUGACAGAGAAAGCAGCAAAAGCUUGCCAAAGUAAAGUACAAAAAGAAACAGAAAUUGCCGAUAUGUUGAGUGAGAAUGUGAGUGAUUAAGAAAUAUUUUGUAAUCUUGUUGUUAUUGUAUUAAAUAAUUUUUUGUUAUUA